CGCCCGGCCGCCGCCUCAGUCGGCCGGGAGCGAUCGCCGGCGCGUGUCACGCGUCGCGAUGGUCAACACGAGCUGCGCGGUCUUCCGCUGCGGCUCGACAUCGCACAAGCACAAAGGAGUCAGGUUCCAUCAAUUCCCGAGAGAUGAAAGGUGCUUAAUAUGGAUUCAAGCAUGCAAGAGGGACGAUUUAAAAGGUAAAGACGCUGAACAGCUUCGCCACAUGCAUAUUUGUAGCUUGCAUUUUGAGCAACGUAUGUACGGAAAGCUACUUUUGAAAAAAUCGGCGGUACCCACGCUGAACCUCCCCGCCACUUUGACCAGCGACAGCUCCACACAAACCGAGAAUUAUAACUAUGCACCAUUGCAGGUGUGCACCAGCCAGGGCGUGCAAACGGAUGAUGAGGUAUUUUAUGUCGUGUCCGGAACAGAAACGCCGGCAGCGCUCCCAAUAGACCAGCACUAUUACCAUAACGACCAAAGAAACGACUCCGCAAAGGAAAGCCAUCGGAGUCAGAUGAACGUCGUGGAAGACAAUUCUAAUUUUAUAACGAUGGAGCAAUUUCUGAUGGGAUGCGACGCGUUCUUGCCGGACGGCCUGAACGCUUUGAUCAAAUCUCAUAUCACGUUAUCCAUCGAAUAUAAUGAUAGCAAUUUGCUAUCGUAAAAACCACGCACUGGUUAGCUAUUCUGUAAGAGCCACCUCGGAACUCAAUUCGGAACGCGAUCGUGAGAUGUCAGUAAGUGAUAUGCGACAUUGGCUUAAUGUACCGUUUAAAGGAUCAUAAUAGUAUCAACAUCGGUUUUCGAUAUUUCUCGAGUGAAAUACGAAGUGAGUUCUUAAAGAAUAGCGCGGCAAAUCUUUAAAAAUUAUUGUAUUUGUUAUGAGUGUUAUCGUUACCUCGUUUUAAUUGCAUUUAUAUUAAACGGUUUUAAAGUUUGAUUCCAAAUGAAGUGUUUGUUUGUAAUUAAAACUGAAUAAUUUUUCAUUGUGUCAACGAAAUAUCAUCAAUUUACCUAACUAAUUACUAUUGUAAGAGUUACCUAUUUAUUUUAGAUUUACUUAGAAUUACGAAACCUAUUAUUAAUUUAUGUUUUAUGAUCUCGCAACAAAAAUGAAUUUAAA
Molecule: messenger RNA, 1123 nt
Organism: Vanessa tameamea
Lineage: Eukaryota; Metazoa; Arthropoda; Insecta; Lepidoptera; Nymphalidae
Product: THAP domain-containing protein 11-like
Exons: 2
Coding region: 59-664 (201 amino acids)
Molecular function (GO): sequence-specific DNA binding
Source: RefSeq, a predicted model, not a curated record